This is a messenger RNA of Chenopodium quinoa (quinoa), 900 nucleotides long. RefSeq lists its product as uncharacterized. The coding region runs from base 1 to 900 and encodes 299 amino acids. The record is from RefSeq and is a predicted model, not a curated record. The transcript has a single exon. NCBI's taxonomy places the organism in Eukaryota, Viridiplantae, Streptophyta, Magnoliopsida, Caryophyllales, Amaranthaceae.
AUGAGUAAGAAGUGGAUGUCCUCUAUUAUCAUGUAUGUUGUUGGUGACACUCCUACACUUACUGCUGUGAAGAGGUAUGUGGAUUCAGUUUGGAAUCAGGUUCAAACACCUAAUAUUUUUCUGCAUGAUGAUGGUUAUUUUUUGGUUCAUUUUCAUUCUAUUGAGGAUAGAGAUUUGGUGUUAGCUGGGGGUCCUUAUACUUUUCUUAACAAACCUGUAAUAAUUAAGCCAUGGUCUACUGGUUUUAAUUUCUAUGAGGAGAUCUUAAAAGUUAUUCCUCUUUGGAUUAAACUUCCUAAUCUCCCUCUUAAUUUCUGGAGUGCUGAUUCUCUAAUUCGGAUAGCAAGUAUCCUGGGUGUUCCUCUUUUUGCGGAUGAUUGCACUACCAGGCAGCAAAGAGUGUCUUUUGCUCGUGUUCUUGUGGAAAUGGAUGUUACUAUGACUCUUCCGGAUCAUGUUUGGAUAGAGGAUGAAUUAGGGGUGGAAUUUAAGCAGGCGAUUGUGUAUGAUUGGAAACCCUCUUAUUGUGCUAAAUGCUCUAUGCCAGGUCAUGAUUGUUCAUUUCUUGGUAAACCUGUUCAGAAACCUGUCACUAAACAGCCUACUAAACAAAUCUGGGUGCCUAAGAAGCAGCAACAGGGGCAGAAACCUGUUCCUGCCCAGGUAGCUACUCCAGAGCAUCAGACUCUUGCUGUUACUCAAUCUGGUGCGGAUUUUGGUUGGCGAGUUGCUACUAAGAAAUCAAAAAAUAGGGGAGUUCCUGUAAGCACUUCUAAUGUGUUUGAUCAGUUACCAAAGAUAGAUAUGCAGCCUAUUGAUGUGGGAAAUGAUGUUGCACAGGAGGAAGAAUUGGAGGAUAUAGUUGACCAGGAUGAUCCUGGUGACCCCCCCGACACUUGA